Molecule: messenger RNA, 1334 nt
Organism: Durio zibethinus
Lineage: Eukaryota; Viridiplantae; Streptophyta; Magnoliopsida; Malvales; Malvaceae
Product: vacuolar protein sorting-associated protein 29
Biological process (GO): retrograde transport, endosome to Golgi
Cellular component (GO): retromer complex
Source: RefSeq, a predicted model, not a curated record
CCUAGCUGCAAUUGCUCUAGAUUUGCUAGUUCUUCACCCAUGGUGGAUUGAUCCUUAGGGUCUGAGCCACUCGGCCAAGGCAUUGGCGGAUGAUUGAUGCAAAUCCCCGCAUUUGGGUGACAACUUCAAAACCGCCUUCGCCGAUUGAGAACAAUGUUACUUGACAGAUCAUUUUUGUAAAGUUGAAAGCAAAAUUAUUUGCAGUAACUUUCUAAUUCGCAUUGUUCCCUCUAAAAUAUAUUUGGGAUUUGGGAUAUAAUAAUAAAUUUCUUUAAUAUAAGUUUCUAAUAUUAUAUUUCGGGAUAAGAGCAGCCCACUAUCCGAAGUUCCAAACACCCGCAUUGGAAAUAUUGUGCUAAAAAAAAAAAGAAGAAAAAAAAGAAAAUUUCACAAAUAUUUCAGUUUUUUAGUUCGACAGUGUCGACUUGGCGAGAAGGACUGGAACGAAUCAGUUUGGUUUUGUUUCCACUUAAGAGGCUGGUUCGUAGUAGAAGGAUGGUUUUGGUGUUAGCAAUAGGGGACCUUCAUAUUCCUCACAGGGCACCUGAUCUGCCUCCAAAGUUCAAGUCCAUGCUUGUACCUGGAAAGAUUCAGCACAUCAUUUGCACUGGCAAUCUCUGUAUCAAAGAAGUUCAUGAUUACUUCAAGAGUCUUUGUCCUGAUUUGCAUAUUACUCGAGGUGAAUAUGAUGAGGAUUACCGUUAUCCAGAGAACAAAACACUGACAAUCGGUCAGUUCAAGCUUGGGAUAUGCCAUGGACACCAGGUCAUUCCAUGGGGGGAUUUGGAUUCACUAGCAAUGCUACAAAGGCAAUUGGAUGUUGAUAUCCUCGUAACUGGUCACACCCAUCAGUUCAAAGCAUACAAGCAUGAGGGUGGUGUCGUCAUAAAUCCUGGCUCUGCCACUGGUGCAUAUAGUAGUUUCACAUACGAUGUAAACCCAAGCUUUGUGCUCAUGGACAUCGAUGGCUUGCGUGUUGUGGUAUAUGUGUAUGAACUUAUUGAUGGUGAAGUUAAGGUCGACAAAAUUGAUUUUAAGAAGACACCCACCACUCGCUCAGCACAUUAACCGAUUAAUUCCUUUGCUGAUGGCUUUUGCUGUUGGAUGUUGUUGCCCUGUUCCAUUUGAACCAAUGAUGAAUUUAAUUAGUUAAUCUGGUUGAGAAGCUUAAUUUCUUUGUAUCUCAUCAGUGACACAUUCUUAAAGAAUUUGGUCUGAGGUGAACUGAAGAGUAUGGUUUUCUAUUUUGUUCCUAUUUUUGUUCUGUCCUUUUAAAUUUAGUUAGAUAUAUACUUGAAGCAUUGUAGUAACUUAAAAUGCUUGGGAUUUCCUAC